CUAUUGGACAAGUGCAGGGAGGUCCCUCCCUGUUUUGUUUGCUUCUGUUCAAGAAACGGUUUUACAACUGAAUACACCCCAGAGGGUCUGGUUGAGUUUAUUUUGUCUUCUGAACAGCUCAAGCUUUAGAACAAUGAACCAUUUGUUUGGAUGGAGAAGGCUUGCCAGCCUGACGUUCAUGCUGCUAUAUUUCGACAUUGAUGUACUCUGUGCUUCCCAACCAACAGUCCAGUCUGAGACUCGGCGGGUAAAAGGCGUCGUGGGGCAGUCUCUCUCUUUUCCAGAGAGGGUGAACAAGUCUGGCAAUUUACUUCACGAAGACCUUGGCAGUAUUGCAAAUGUGUACCCUGGUAAAGAAGGCAAAAUCACCCUCGAGAAGAGAUUUGAAAAUCGUAUUUACUUGAACAGUGUUACGAGAUACUUCACUCUGUCAGACCUCAAGAUAGACGAUGCUGGGGUUUAUACUGUGGAGGAUACAGAUGGAGGGGGGAAAAACAGAUUUGAGCUCACUGUAUACAAUGUUGUUUCCAAACCUCAGGUGACAUGGUGUGACAGCAGCUCCUGUCGUGCGGUGUGUUCUGUGGACAACGGAAAAGAGGUGACCUUGACCUCGUACAGAGGAGAGGAAAAACUAAACCAGACCAGCAGUCCUGAUCUCACCACCGAUCUCUCUCUCCGUUUGGAGGUAGAGGGAAAGAACUACAACUCCACCUACAGCUGUGUGGCUACUAACCCUAUCAGCAAUGAGACAGUUCCUGUCCCAAAAUGUUGCAGCAAAGAUGGUCAUCCUAAUGAUGCAGACAGUGGUGAGAGGGGUCGGGGUAUUCUUAUUAUUGCUGUAAUCUGCGUUUCGGUUGCCUUGGGGAUGGUUGGACUUGCAAUCUAUCUAAAGAAGAGGAGAAAUGGACAACCAAAAGAUUCAUCUCAAAAAGUGCAAGUUGACAUUAUGUACACAACGAUAACUCCUAAAAAACAAGCAGAUAAUCAGGAGGAGGGAACAGGUGUACCAGAACUGGAUUCACUUAGAGACAAACCAAAAUUGAUAUCAGUUUAUGAUACACUCCAAUCACAUCGCAUGGCUGCCAGCGGUGAUGUUGACACAGCAUGAAGAAGCAAAGGAAGUUGCUGAGAUGCCAACAUGAUAAUUCACAUCCUGGAGAGGACGGCAUAUCUUAAAGAGGAUGUUGAAACAAAAUGAAAGUUAAAAAAAAUAUUCACCCAGAAAACCUUUUAGAGGCACAGUUGUUAUGGGAGAAAAUUCCCCUGAAACUUUUGCACUAAUGUUAUAAUUUCAGGCUUUCUUUGUAGGUCAUUCUCAAAGACCUUCUGCCAAACAGGGGUCUUGAUGACAUUCACUGGUAUGGACCAAUUCAAUAACUAUGCAUUGAGUUAGUAGCAGGAUCUGUAUACUCCUUCUUUUCAAGUGCCUUUUGUUCCAAAUCCCAAUUUACAGGUUAAAACAAAUGGAACCAGUCUUUUAAUCCAAUUCCCUAGUGUGUUUGCUAUGCUACUGCUGGGCCAAAGCUUAUUUUCAGUACAUACUGUUCUGUUGUUUAAAUGUAGGCCCCUCUACUGUAUCGUUUUAUAGCUGGUUACGGUUUAGCUUGCCAGAGGAUAGCAGCUGUGUACGUAUUAUAAAAAGAGCAGGCGUUUGAGAUAAAGCCACUUACUCCUUAGAAGCAAUGGCUGUUAGGCUGCUUUAGAAAAACAAAAAGGUCCAUAGAUGUUUUUUUUUUCCUUUCAUCAUGUAUGUUGUAUUGAAACACUUCUGAGGAUAGAUCUUGAUUUGCCGUUUGAUCUUCAGUGACAUUUUCCUCUUCUUAGCGUUUUUCACAAGAUGUAGGUCUGGGCUGAAUUGUAACUCUUAAUUAGCUCAUUUUGUUUAUUAUGAUGGACCAUCUGUUGGUUAUCCCUAUCUCUGUGUUUUACAUUUUUUUUAUAUAACCUUUAGGGAUAAAAAAAAGAUAUAUAGGACAAAACACACAUCAUGACAAGAGAGACCUAAGACGACAACAUAGCAUGGCAGCAACACAUGACAACACAGCAUAGUAGCAACACCACAUGACAACAACAUGGUAGCAACACAACGUGGCAGCAGCACAACAUGGUAGCAGCACAAAACAGGGUACAAACAUUAUUGUUUGUACUGCUAGCUGUAGCGAACUGAAAAGUGAUGGGGAUGUGUGUGCUUUGGGGACAUUUAACAGAAUGUGACUGGCAGAACGGGUGGUAUGUGGAGGAUUACAAUUGGCUCAUUCAUCCCCCUCCUCUCCCCUGUAACUAUUCCCCAGGUCGUUGCUGCAAAUGAGAACGUGUUCUCAGUCAACUUACCUGGUAAAAUAACGGUAAAAUAAAAUAAAAAUAAAAAAUAAAAAAAAUGAGGGCUGCAGUAGAUAUCUCAGAUAGGGGGGAAGUGAGGCCUAAGAGUGUUUUAUAAAUAAGCACCCGUCUUGCGACGGGUGUACAGAGAGAUGUGACCAGUUUACAGAAGAGUAUAGAGUGCAGUGAUGUGUCCUAUAAGGAACAUUGGUGGCAAAUCUGAUGGCCGAUGGUAAAGAACAUCAAGCCGCUCGAGAGCACCCUUACCUGCCGAUCUAUAAAUUACGUCUCCGUAAUCUAGCAUGGGUAGGAUGGUAAUCUUAAUCAGGGUUAGUUUGGCAGCUGGGGUGAAAGAGGAGCGAUUACGAUAGAGGAAACCAAGUCUAAAUUUAACCUUAGCCUGCAGCUUUGAUAUCUGCUGAGAGAAGGACAGUAUACCGUCUAGCCAUACUCCCAAGGACUUGUAUGAGGAGACUACCUCAAGCUCUUAACCCUCAGAGGUAGUAAUCACACCUGUGGGGAGAGGGGCAUUCUUCUUACCAAACCACAUGGUCUUUGUUUUGGAAGUGUUCAGAACAAGGUUAAGUGUAGAGAAAUAUGGAACGCCAUUUGGAUCUUUACGUAUCAAAAAGAUACAUGUCAAGUAACACUAUUUGACGCGUCAAAUAAGCUUUUAAUUUGACACGUCAAAUAACACAAUUCUAUUAUAGAAUGUUGUGUGUGAUGAAUUUGAACGUGCAAGCCAAGCGCCACCACUACUAUCAGUAGCAUUGUCAAAGCUUCACAAAAAGUCUGCAAACAAGCACACACUGGCCACGAACAAUGUGUUUACAAUACCGCGUUGGUAAUAAGGCAUUAUUUGUUCGACCGCAACUUCUUUGGUAUCUAACCCUAACCCAAUACAACUUGUCGUUUUGCUGUGUUUUUGGGGAAGAACAUUGUUUGCAUCAAAUCCAUCAGCUAGCUAACUUUUUUACAACCAGCAUUGUCCAGAGCUUGGGGAAGGGCAGGUGUGCGAGACAACUUUGCCAGCAUCAUAGCGAUACGUAUCGAUUAAUCGUUGUGACAUAUUAAAUACGAGGGAUAGUGUAAUCAAUGUGUAAUAACUAAGUAAAAAAUGUAUGAACGCGUUCAAUUAUUAGGUGACGUGCAGUCAUAUUCAGGUCCCGAUUGGUCAACAAGCUUAUUUGACACGUCAAAUAGUGUUAUUUGACGUGUAUAUAUUUUUUGGACGACAGACAGUGGCGGAGACAGCAAAUGUUCUGACUUUAUAUCCUUCUAUCAGAGCAUUUUGUGAUCCACCUACAUUAGUGCAACUUUUGUAUGGAUCUGUGCCUGCAAAGAUUACUGUGACCCAGAAAUAUCAAAUCUGGUCGAUACCAUAGUGAGUCGUUGCACUGUAGGCCACUUCCUUUUUAUGCCACUCAAUUUCUGAGUAGUUGCUGAGACUGAAUAUGAAGAUCUAAUUCACUUUUCACUGUUUUAAAAUAACCCCAUGACUUAUUCAAACUGAUAAAAAUAAACGUGUUGUGCUGAGCUUCAAUACAUUAAGUCAAAGGCUUACCCAUACCUUUCAUUUAAAGUCAUACAUUGUGUAUACUUCCUGAUGUUUAACAGUCAUUAAUACAUCAAUACCCAUGCUUGCAAUAUAUACAUGUUUUACAUACCCUGUCGCAACCCAAAAUACGAUUACUCUAUUCUCCCUUUAUGUUUUUGUUGUCGUUUAAAUCUUUGUAAACAAAGUAUGUAUUGCUUCAGAAUACCCGCGUAAACUGUCACUCCUUGAAGCCAAAGCUGCCUAUGAGUUUGAGAGGGGAAACAUUUCUCCAGAAACACAACUUCAGAUUGUGGUUUUAAUGUAAGCCUACUUCUCGGGUCAAAUAGGAGGGAUCACUAUAAUUGUUUGGUGGAUUCUCUAUUUUAGUGACUUUAAGUGUGUGUGACCUUUUGUCAUGUCACUUUGCAUGCCAGGCAGCUGUACAUUUAUAAACAAUAAUGACUGGUAACAGUGAUUUACUCAUUUGUGUUUAAAAAUCCUAUACACUUUCAAGCAUUGUUUAGAGAAAACGUUGGCCUUUCCUUCCAAUCCUUUCUCGCCAUCUAGUGGUUGAAUGUUUUUAUAUUACAGUAUAAAAACAUUGGGUAUAUUGUGUAAGUGUAGCGUAAAUCAUGUGCAAUCAAAAUGUUAUCUAACCUUUCUAUGCUUUGGACUGUGAUCACACAUGUCUGUGCCAUUGUGCCAUUUAUUGUAACGUUAUUGUGAGUAACAAUUAAAACACUUGGGAAAUAUGCCAUGGCGAUGCUAUUUUUAUUGUUUAUAUCACAUUUGGUAGGAAAACAUGAGAGCCUCAUUGAUCAUUCUGUGUAGCCUAUGUGUGUUCAUCUUACCAUUGUUAUAUUACUGUGUUUUUGAUUUUGUAUUAUAGAUAUGUUGUGAUAGAGUAUAAUAAUAGGUUGAGUUAUGUACUGUUUUAUUUUGUAUGUAAUUGCGUAAUCGUGAUUGGACCCCAGGAAGAAUAGCCAAUGGGUGUCACGUUCCUGACCUUAUUUCCUUUGUUUAGUCUGUGUUUAGUUGGUCAGGACGUGAGCUGGGUGGGCAUUCUAUGUUUUGUGUUUCUAUGUUGGGUUUGUUGUUUGGCCUAACAUGGUUCUCAAUCAGAGGCAGGUCUUUGUCAUUGUCUCUGAUUGGGAACCAUAUUAAGGUAGCCUGUUUGCACUGUUGGUUUGUGGGUGAUUGUUUUCUGUCUUUGUGUUCUGCACCAGAUAGGACUGUUUUCGGUUUUCACAUUUGUUGUUUUGUAGCUUGUAGUGUUCACGUUAUUAUUCUUUAUUAAACAUGUUGAACACUAUAUUAAACAUGUUGAACACAC
Molecule: messenger RNA, 5189 nt
Organism: Salvelinus fontinalis (brook trout)
Lineage: Eukaryota; Metazoa; Chordata; Actinopteri; Salmoniformes; Salmonidae
Product: SLAM family member 5-like
Exons: 6
Coding region: 134-1108 (324 amino acids)
Source: RefSeq, a predicted model, not a curated record